Messenger RNA from Paramecium pentaurelia, 162 nucleotides. Lineage: Eukaryota; Ciliophora; Oligohymenophorea; Peniculida; Parameciidae. The record is from the annotation of a GenBank genome assembly.
AUGGAAAUUUAUGAGAAGGAGCACAAUGUGACAACUGAGAAGAAUUACAUAUAUAUGACUCAGUUGAUGGAAAUUAUCAUCCUUUAAACUAUUGCUGAUUUAGAUGACAUAAUGAUUUAUGAAGUUUAAAGAAAUAAAUAAAUCAAAUUUUAGAAGCAUUGA